Molecule: messenger RNA, 1395 nt
Organism: Dracunculus medinensis (Guinea worm)
Lineage: Eukaryota; Metazoa; Nematoda; Chromadorea; Rhabditida; Dracunculidae
Source: the annotation of a GenBank genome assembly
AUGAACAUAGAAGAAGAUUCGUCGUUAACCUAUGAAGUGGAUUUUGAGGAAUCGACGUUAAUUAAUGAUGAAAAUGAUGAACUGGCGAAGGAUAUAUCAGUUGAUAGUUAUGCAAAUGAUCAGUGGCGAGAUUUACGACGUUUAACUGAACGAGCUUCAUCAUUUGCGCAUCCCGCUUUCACUCCUGGAGUUCAUAACUUAGAAGCAAUUCGUAAAUGUAAAUUAUUAGUCGUUGGCGCUGGUGGUUUAGGAUGUGAAUUAUUAAAAAAUUUGGCAUUCUCUGGCUUUCGAUGCAUUCAUGUUAUCGAUAUGGAUACAAUCGAACUCUCAAAUCUCAAUCGGCAAUUUCUUUUUAGAGAAAAAGAUGUUGGAAAAUCAAAAGCCGAAGUUGCUGCAGCAUUUAUAAAUGAACGAAUCGGCGAUUGCAAUGUUAUUGCUCAUUAUUGCAAAAUUCAAGACAAGGAUGAUGAUUUCUAUCGAAAUUUUGAUAUAGUGAUUAGUGGUCUCGAUUCAGUUGUUGCAAGGCGAUGGUUAAAUGCGAAAUUGGUUAGUUUAGUUGAAUGGGAUGAAAAAGGAAGGACAAGAGGAAUUAUUCCUUUAAUUGAUGGUGGUACAGAAGGAUUCAAGGGAAAUUCUCGAGUUAUAUUUCCUACCUUGACUGCAUGCAUUGAAUGUACUAUCGAUCUCUAUCCUCCGCAAGUUAACUACCCAUUAUGUACCAUAGCUCAAACACCUCGCUUACCUGAGCAUUGUAUCGAAUACGUUAAAGAGUUACUGUGGCAGAAAGAAAAGCCUUUUGGUGAUGUGCCUUUGGACACUGAUGACAUGGAGCAUAUUGAAUGGGUACUGUCGGCAGCGAAAUCCAGAGCUGAAGAAUUUGGAAUUCAAGGAGUAGAUUUGCGACUCACGAAAGGCGUUUUAAAACGAAUAAUUCCAGCAGUAGCUUCGACUAAUGCAGUUAUUGCUGCAUCAUGUGCGUUGGAAGUUUUAAAAUUGGCUUCAAAUAUCUCUUGUCCUAUGUCGAAUUACUUAAAUUUUUCAAAUGUGGAAGGAGUGUUCGUUGGAAUAGUGGAAUUGGAGAAAAAUGCAGAUUGUACAGUAUGUAGUCCCAAGGCCCAUUAUUUUGAAGUAUCUUCGACAAAGCCUUUUCGUCAUUUUAUUGAGACGCUCAUUAAUAAAUUCAAACUUGUUAAUCCUUCAGUACAAACAACAAUGGAUAAAUUGUAUGUGAAGAAUAGUUUGCUUCCGGAAUUACACCGUAUAAGUACUCAGAAUCUUUCUAAAACUUUUACCGAACUUGGAAUAUCAAAUGGUGAUGAAUUAAUUGUUGCGGAUGAAAGUCGUUCACAACCAAUUUCAUUUCGUAUUCGCUUGUGUGAAGAAAUGCGCGAAUAA